Molecule: messenger RNA, 918 nt
Organism: Nannospalax galili (Upper Galilee mountains blind mole rat)
Lineage: Eukaryota; Metazoa; Chordata; Mammalia; Rodentia; Spalacidae
Gene: Gzmk
Product: granzyme K
Biological process (GO): proteolysis
Molecular function (GO): serine-type endopeptidase activity
Source: RefSeq, a predicted model, not a curated record
AUGAAGGGCUUUUCUUCUUUUGCUCUGUUUUUCCUAAUAGUUGGGAUUUAUAUGACUUCAGAAUGUUUCAAUAUGGAAAUUAUUGGAGGGAGAGAAGUGCAGCCUCAUUCCAGGCCAUUUAUGGCUUCCUUCCAGUACCGUGGCAAUCAUUUUUGUGGGGUCCUGAUCCAUCCACAGCAGGUGCUGACAGCUGCUCACUGCCACUCCAGAGCAGUUCAAGGUGGGACUCAGAAACCCCCACAUGAAUGCCUCCAGGUGUUUCUGAAACAGCUCCAAAGGACACUCUUAGAAAAAAACCCUCUGCUGUGCAAACCAAUGACCCUGGUUUGCGAAAGGCCACAUUCUCUCUCAAAGAAUGAGCCUACAAAACAAAUGUUUGCGAUUGAAAAAUUAAUACCAUUCUCAAGAUUUCCAUUAGUUUCUACACCGCAUGCUGUAGAUAUCAUGCUGAUAAAGCUUCACAUGGCUGCAAAACUCAAUAAGCAUGUCCAGCUGCUCCAGCUGAGAUCCAAAAAUUAUAUUAGAGAGGGAACCAAAUGCCAGGUUACUGGCUGGGGAGCCACGGACCCAGAUCUGAUAAACGCCUCUGACACCCUGCAAGAAGUCACUGUUCCCAUCAUAAGUAGGAAAUGAUGCAACAGCCAAAGCUAUUACAAGUAUAACCCUGUUAUAACCAAAGACACGAUAUGUGCUAGAGAUGCCAGAGGUCAGAAGGAUUCCUGUCAGGUAAGUGUCCUCAUUCAGACUGGCCUCUCUGACUGCGGAAGAGGCUACAUCUGCAGAGGUGUCUUCCAUGCCAUAGUCUCUGGAGGAGGUCAUAAAUGUGGUAUUGCCAACAAACCUGGAAUCUACAUCCUAGUAAGCAAGAGAUACUAGGAUUAGAUCAAAAGCAAGCUUGCCCCAUCGCAUGUAUAUUGA